AUGAGGACACCGACGGCAUCUAAACCCGCCUCUCUACCACUCAAGCGCAUAGUCUCCAAUGUCGAGGUCGAGCGCAAGUUCAACCCGGGUCCGAAGUUCGCAUCGCGUCUACGAGCCCAAACGCGAGCCCAGACCCGCGCAUCCUUCACACCCGGCCAACGGGGAAGUCAAGGCGCCUUGACCGUGCGAGGCCAGCCGUCCGAGCUCAUCCGCGACACGUACUACGACACCAAGGACGGCCACCUCAGCAAGCUGGGCCUAUGGGUACGACAACGCCACUCCCGCAUCAUCCUGCCUCCGGGCAACGUCGCGCGAGCAGAAGAGAAAGAGAAAUACAAAGGUCGCGAGAUUGUUGCGGGCGAAGACGAUAACGGCAAGGUAGAAUGGAACGCCAAGCUCCGCGUCGGCGAUGGCGACUUCGUUAACUCGCAGUUUAUCGAGAUCGACGGCAGGAAGAGCGUCGUGCGGGAGGUGCUGCGCGUCGUCGCCGGGACGGGGACGACGCUAAGGGACUUAGGGGUUGUCGCGGACCUAGUGACGCGGCGGGCGUCGUGGGACGUGAUAAAGCUGGCGGACGGGACGGCGCCUGUGGCGAAGAUGACGAUUGUGGUUGAUGCGGUCAGCGAGGCUGAGGUCGAGGUCGUCGAGACCAGCAGCGAGGAUGUGGAUGGCAUAUGCGAAGAUCCUCCUGCUUUUGGUCAUUCCGUCGGUGAGGUUGAACUCUUCCAGCCCGUCGUGACGGAGGGGAUGGAUGCCGAGGAACAUAAGGUGUACAGGAAGGAGAUCGCGACGCGGAGAAUGGAGGAGCUGGAGGCGUUCAUGCUGGCGCAUGCGGAAUUGUUCGAGACGAGUCCGUUGCCUAUUGGCAAGCUUGCGGCGUACUAUGGGUGGAAGGAGGCUGGCAGGACGACCCGGGAGAAACUGGCUUCGAUACAGACGCAAUUAAUGACAGAUAUGCCGAUUCUUCGGACUGACCACCGGGAUUCGGAGGACAAAGUUGAGGCGAGGUGGGCGAUUCAGGUUCGCGACGUAGACGAUGAGUGCCAAUGA
This is a messenger RNA of Anthostomella pinea, 1050 nucleotides long. The record is from the annotation of a GenBank genome assembly. Lineage: Eukaryota; Fungi; Ascomycota; Sordariomycetes; Xylariales; Xylariaceae.